This is a messenger RNA of Guillardia theta CCMP2712, 597 nucleotides long. RefSeq lists its product as hypothetical. The record is from RefSeq and is a predicted model, not a curated record. Gene Ontology annotation, molecular function: oxidoreductase activity. The coding region runs from base 1 to 597 and encodes 198 amino acids. NCBI's taxonomy places the organism in Eukaryota, Cryptophyceae, Pyrenomonadales, Geminigeraceae. The transcript is spliced from 3 exons.
AUGGCUACACAAGCCCUCCUGCUCCUGCUCCUGCUCCUCCCCCCUUCCUCCUCCUCCUCCUCCUCCUCAAGAAUGUCUUCGGGCAAGGUAGACUGUGUGAUAGUCGACGAGCAGGACGUGGGGCAGGGAGGCGCGACAGGGGCCAUGGCAGGGCUGCUGCAUCCCCUCACUCCGAGGGGGAAGAAGCUAUGGAAGGGAGACGAGGGAAUGGAGGCUACCAGGAGGCUGCUAAGAGUAGCGCAGCAGUUCUCCGAGGAGGAGGUCUUCUUCAACGGGGAGGGGAGGGGGAUCUUGAGGGUGGUGACCAAAGGGAAGAAGCAGCUCGAGGACUACAAGAAGUCUGCCGCCAUGUUCCCUGCUGAGGUCGAGCUGAAGGAGGUGGACCAGAGCGAGUACCGGGGGCCUUCGGAGAACGUGAGCCAUGCUCUGCUCGUCAAGAGCGGCAUGGCGGUGCGGGGGCCGGUCUAUGCUCGGGCGCUGCUUCGCGCUUGUCAGUCCCUCGGGAACGUGACGUGGCGACGGGAGAGAGUCGAAAGUCUCGCCCAGCUGGACCUUCAGCAGGCAGACGAGCUGGUGAGGGAAACAGAGGGGUUGUGA